Miscanthus lutarioriparius is the source of this 1128-nucleotide messenger RNA. The record is from the annotation of a GenBank genome assembly. Lineage: Eukaryota; Viridiplantae; Streptophyta; Magnoliopsida; Poales; Poaceae.
AUGGCCCCACGCGCGGAGGGAGUCCUGGUGAUCGACUUGACGGCGGUGGCAGAGGAGGAGGAGCAGAAGAAAGAUCACAGUACGGCCUACGCACGGAGGGAGUCCCAGAUCGAUUUGACAGCGCAGACAGAGGAGGAGGGCGAGGGUGAGAAGGAAGCUCAAGGUGUUGAUGGCCCACGCGCGGAGGGCGUCCCGGUGAUGAUCGACCUCACGGAGGAGAGCAGCGAUGAGGAGGAGGUCAGGUGGGUGGGGCAGUACUCGUCGACCCAGAGCAUCCUGCUCGUCGGCGAUGGCGACUUCUCCUUCUCCUUGGCGCUCGCCACCGGCUUCGGCUCGGGCGCCAACCUCGUCGCCACUUCUCUCGACUCCUACGUCAAUGCAAAAACGAUGAAGCUACACACUGAUCUCAAGAUGAGGCGGUUUGACAGGAUUAUUUUCAACCUCCCCCAUUCUGGGUUCAAAGGGAAAGAAGACCAACCACAUAUGAUCAACUCACACAGGAAACUUGUGAAAGACUUCUUCCGCAGUGCAAGUCUCCUGCUCCGACCUGAUGGGGAAGUUCAUGUCAGCCACAAGACGAAGAACCCAUACAGAAAAUGGAAUCUCGAAGAGCUCGCCUCAGAGUUCGCUCUCUUUCUGGUUGAGCAAGUUGACUUCCGCAUCCAGGAUUAUCCUGGCUACAACAACAAAAGGGGGGACGGGCUGCAGUGUGAUCAGCCUUUUCUACUAGGCAAGUGCAGCACUUUCAAGUUCAAGAUCGGAGACAUUAAGAAUAUGAAAAGGGUGCGCAAGCUUGGUCCGAUGGCAUACAGUGGGAACAGCAGGAAUACCCAUUUCAGCGAUCAUCAAAUCGGUUUCAGUCUUUUUAAUCCAGCUCUACUCGUUCCAGAAAUGCCUCCGGCUUAUGUUCCAUUUCACAUGCCUAGCGUGCCUGUGUCCUCAGAAUUCUUCGUCCAUGAAGCUGUUCCAUGGUGGUAUACUGGUAUCGUCCAGCAGAAGCAGGUUGCAUCCCCCAGCCGAUCGGGAUCAGCUAUACUGCAGGCACCGUUCCUUGGUGUCAUCCUUGGAAUCGGCAUCCUUGGACUUGGGGCAGCUCUUGGACUUGGUGAGGCCGUGCAACUGCGGUAG